Molecule: messenger RNA, 1186 nt
Organism: Dimorphilus gyrociliatus
Lineage: Eukaryota; Metazoa; Annelida; Polychaeta; Dinophilidae
Source: the annotation of a GenBank genome assembly
UAUGAAAGUUCGACCUGAAUUUGGUAAUCUUCAAGUUCCAAAUAACUACCUACAAAGCUUACAACAGCAGCAAUUACGUCCAACUUUAUGUAUGCCAUCUACUGGAUACUGCUGCACAACUUGUUGCUAUUCAAAUCAACAACCGAUUGUUCUUCUUCAACCUAUUCUUCCAUGUUGGACUAAAUCCGAUGCUGAUAAAAAGAAAGCUGCUGAAAAUAACAAAGGAGAAAAGGAUAAAGUUCCUAUUAUUGUCUCUGACAAGGUUAAACUCGGGAGCAAAGAGGCUCCUCUCGAUAUUCAGGACGCACUUAAUCAGACAAAAGAGGUAAAAGUUGGCGGUAAAUGUUCAAUUUCCGGUAAAACUAUAGAACCAUUUAUUUCGAAAAAGAAUUCAACUGUUUUAUAUAAAUUUAAAAAAGAGAAUAAAAAUGAUUGCGUUGAAUCAGAAUGCUGUAAACGUUGUUGUUGUUGUCAAAAACGUCAAAAGAAAUCAAUAACUGUAAAUAAUGUCGAAAACGGUGACGAAUCGUACAACAUCACCGAAGAAAACGAUGAAGACGAAGAGGACGUUAGAGACAAGACUAAUGGUCGGGAUAAUUCACACGUCGAGCGUCGAGGAGGAGAAAAUGAAAUAGACGAAGAGGAAGGUGAGGAAGAAGAAGAAGAGGAUGAGGAGGGAGAGGAGGAAGAAGUCGAGGAAGAAGAAGUAGAGGAAGAAGAAGAAGAAGAAGCAGAAGACGACAUUAUGGACAGUUAUCAAGAGUUUAGUGAAAAGCAAUCGAAGAAAACGUCGAAAUCGGCUAAAGAAUAUUUAGAUGAUUUUGGCGCGAUAAUUUCAAACGAUCAAUCGCUGUCGAAAAAACCGUUAAAAAUACCAAAAAAGUAUGCUCCUAUUCCUCCAGUUAGACAAUCACUUAAGAAAAUGACACCCUCUUUCUCCAACUCUCAAAAAGAAUCUACAGAUAAUAAUAAAGUACAAGAAAUUAAGAAAUCUUUCAAAGCAUCAAAAUUCCCAUCUCAAAGUCGCAAAAUGUCGAAUAGUCAAAAUAAAAUGACCAAUACCGAACCGGAAGUUGAUAAUAGUCCCAAAGAAAAAUCAAAUAAAAAUCGAUCUAAAUCGAAAAAGACGGAAAUAAGGAAACUAUCACGUGAUAUAAUUAAUUAUUUACCUAAUUUUCAAAUAUAA